Molecule: messenger RNA, 1172 nt
Organism: Punica granatum (pomegranate)
Lineage: Eukaryota; Viridiplantae; Streptophyta; Magnoliopsida; Myrtales; Lythraceae
Source: RefSeq, a predicted model, not a curated record
GACCUCCAAUUGUAUCUCCCUAACCCUAAGCUUUAGCAUGCAAUGUGUAGACAGACAUACAUAGAUUGUUCCAAAACUUCUCUCCUCCGAUCCAAAAAUAUACGAAACACCGUUCAGCUAGCAAUAUAAAAGUUUACUACAUAUAUGGUUGGCUUGGGACGGAAUAUUUAAUAUUUGACGAUUAUAUAUAGUUAUAUAUACAUAUAUAUAUAUAUGUAUAUGGACGAGGAGGACAUGAUGAUGAUGAGGAAAGUACUACGAUCAGACCGUGGGAGUGCCGGAGGUUCACAGGGUCAGCUGACAGCAUCAAGUGCAGCCGCAGCAGGGGCGGUGGGGCCGAGUCCAUGUGCGGCAUGCAAGCUGCUGCGGAGAAGGUGUACCCCGGACUGCAUCUUUGCUCCAUACUUUCCGGCUCAUCAACCCCAUAAAUUUGCUUCCGUCCACAAAGUCUUCGGGGCUAGCAAUGUAAACAAGAUGCUGCAGGAAUUGCCGGAGCACCAACGAAGUGAUGCUGUUAGUUCCAUGGUAUAUGAGGCAAAUGCUAGAGUGCGUGAUCCAGUUUAUGGUUGUGUCGGAGCCAUAUCAUGUCUACAACAACAGAUCGAUCAUCUCCAGAAGGAACUGGCAUUGGCGCAGGCUGAAGUUGUUCAGCUACGACUUCGUCAAUUUGGGUCCGACGCCAAUGCAGCUACCAACUCACCGGAAACAGCUUCCCCCUCGCCAACAUAUGUCCUGUCUUCUUCUCAUCAGUCAAGGUCCUUCUUUUCUAUGGACUUGGUUGAUGAGGCCAGUAUGAGGCCGGAGGAGUCUCUCUGGUCAUGCUAAUUAUAUACACACACAUCGUCCAUAUAGAAAUAUAUAUAUAUAUAUAUAUAUAUAGGUUUCCACUGGUUAUUACUAGUCACAUGAUUAGGCCUAGCUAGAAAAGGCUCUUAAUCCCGUCCUAUAUGUAUGAGCUUGCUUUUUAUCGAUCAACAUUGCGUCUGAUCUAUCAUAUAAUUAUAUAUAUGCUUAUAAUACAUAUAUAUAUAUAUAACAACACACACACACACAUAUAUAUAUCAUAUAGACAUAUACGAGUGUGAGGAAUUGCUGCCUUUCCUUUUUCCUUGUUGCAUUGGUCAAGGGAGACACUAUUACUAUGAACAAUCAUAUUGUCGGUGUUACACGAA